Messenger RNA from Hibiscus syriacus, 570 nucleotides. RefSeq names its product dof zinc finger protein DOF1.5-like. Gene Ontology annotation, biological process: regulation of DNA-templated transcription. Gene Ontology annotation, molecular function: DNA-binding transcription factor activity; DNA binding. The coding region runs from base 100 to 555 and encodes 151 amino acids. The transcript has a single exon. The record is from RefSeq and is a predicted model, not a curated record. Lineage: Eukaryota; Viridiplantae; Streptophyta; Magnoliopsida; Malvales; Malvaceae.
UCUUAAACACCUUAUAACCCCAAACCGAAGGAACUUACUUAUCUCAUCUGUUUUAUCCGCUGUCUCAAUCUGUUGUCUGAUCAUCUGUUUGUCCAUCAAAUGGUAAUGGCUUCCCCAGAAGCAGGGCCAGGGAUCAAGCUAUUCGGAGCAACGAUUACGUUGCACGGAAUUCGACAAGUAAAAGAAAAAGAGCAAAACAAAGCCGAUCAUCCGACGGCGGAUAAGAGGCCGGACAAGAUCAUACCGUGCCCUAGAUGCAACAGCAUGGAAACCAAGUUUUGUUACUUCAAUAACUACAACGUUAACCAACCUAGACAUUUCUGUAAAGGUUGCCAAAGGUACUGGACCGCCGGCGGAGCCCUUCGGAACGUUCCGUUCGGGGCAGGUCGACGGAAAGCCAAGCCACCGGUUCGUGGUCUCGGUGGGUUCCAUGAAGGGUGUUUGUAUGAUGGGUCAAGUGAGGUGCAGCAGUUUGAGUUGGAAGGGAUGGUGUUGGAUGAGUGGCGUGUAGCCGCCGCGGACGGUGGUUUCCGGCAAGUUGGUCAACCGUAUUGAUAUUCAGUAGUAGUU